Molecule: messenger RNA, 768 nt
Organism: Oldenlandia corymbosa var. corymbosa
Lineage: Eukaryota; Viridiplantae; Streptophyta; Magnoliopsida; Gentianales; Rubiaceae
Source: the annotation of a GenBank genome assembly
AUGGGAAUCAUAUUCGAAGUGUGUUUGUUUCCAGUGUUCUUGAGAGUUGCUGAUCCAACUUGGGUUAUUUUAUUGAUAAAGGUGUGGCAACUGCCGCAAAGGUGGUCCGGAAGGGUUGGUCUGGUUUUUAUGUCAAAUCUUACUUUUGGUCAUAUGUAUGUCAAAGCAUACCCGCAAGAAAAGGUUGGGGUGUUUGUGCGGCGCGGGAAGGGUGGGCCUCUCGCUAUGGUUGAGUACUCUGAGUUGGACCAGUUACUGUCUAGUGCCAUUAAUCAGCAGACUGGCCGCCUUCGCUUCUGUUGGAGCAACGUUUGCCUGCACAUGUUCUCUUUAGAUUUUCUGAAUCAAGUGGCAAAUGUCUGGGGACUGAUCUUGAAAGCAUUACCAUGUGAGUGCAUCUAUUAUCUUGCUGAGAAAAAAAUCCCAUCAAUCCAGGGGCAAUCAUUAGGGUACAAGCUGGAGCAAUUUAUAUUUGAUGCAUUUCCUUAUGCACCUUCUACAGCUCUGUUUGAGGUACUACGUGAAGAGGAAUUUGCACCCGUGAAAAAUGCCAAUGGGUCUAAUUUUGACACUCCAGACAGUGCCAGACUGUUGCUUCUCCGUCUCCACGCUCGUUGGGUUGUUGCAGCCGGGGGUUUCUUGACUCAUUCAGUGCCCUUAUACGCGACUGGUGUGGAGGUCUCACUCCUCUGUUCAUAUGCUGGUGAAAACUUGGAAGCCAUUUGUCGUGGAAGAACAUUUCACGCUCCCUGUGAAAUCUCAUUUUAG